Molecule: messenger RNA, 1695 nt
Organism: Aspergillus clavatus NRRL 1
Lineage: Eukaryota; Fungi; Ascomycota; Eurotiomycetes; Eurotiales; Aspergillaceae
Product: putative siroheme synthase
Exons: 2
Coding region: 1-1695 (564 amino acids)
Biological process (GO): sulfate assimilation; siroheme biosynthetic process
Molecular function (GO): uroporphyrin-III C-methyltransferase activity
Source: RefSeq, a predicted model, not a curated record
AUGAAGGAUGCAUCUUGCGACAAUGGCUCUCCGGCGCCAUUGUUGAUGGCUAUGAACGCCGACUCACAGGUCCAUCUGAUUAUUGGGACCAAUCCUCUGGCAGCCGCUCGCUGUGUCAAGAGCUUGGAAAUCGGUGCAAAGCCAGUUAUCAUUGCACCAGAUACGGUGGAUGUGCAUUAUACCUUGUCCGAGCGUAUUGAAAAUGGCUCAGUGCAAUGGAUUCGCCGAACCUUUCAAGACGACGAUCUAACAACCCUUGGGAGGGAAGAAGUCGACCGUGUUGUGGACAUGGUGUUUGUCACUCUGGGGGGCCCACAUCCAUUGAGCUCUCACAUUUCAAAGUUGUGCCGGCGUCUGAGGAUCCCGGUGAAUGUAACCGACGCGCCAGACCUUUGUUCCUUCAGUCUGCUUUCAACAUACUCAGAUGGCCCCUUGCACAUCGGAAUUACGACCUCUGGCCGUGGUUGCAAGCUUGCCUCUCGUCUCAGGCGGGAGAUCUCUUCCUCGCUUCCUCCUAACCUUGGAAUUGCCAUCGACAGACUAGGCGCAGUAAGAAGGCGACUCUGGGCCGAAGACUAUGCGGCGGGCUUGUGUGAUGGUGUGUUCGAUGGCGAUGAGGAUGACUCGACAGGACAGAAACACACGUUCAACAAUCUCGUCACUGAGCAUGACAAGACUUCAGCCAAAACAAGGCGCAUGCGCUGGCUCUCUCAGAUUUGCGAGUACUGGCCGCUACGCAAACUUGCAGCCAUCACUGAUUCAGACAUUGAAAAUAUUCUUCAGGCCUACUCUUCCAGCAAUGAUGCUGGAAGCGAGGUCAAAGGAGAUUUCUCCUUGACGAAGAAAGGAAAGAUUAUCUUGGCUGGCUCCGGUCCAGGAAACCCGGAGCUGUUGACGCGAGCAACCUAUCAUGCGAUCCAAAAUGCAGACAUCAUCCUGGCGGAUAAACUUGUACCUGCUCCUGUCCUGGAUUUGAUCCCACGCAGAACGGAGGUUCAUAUUGCGCGGAAAUUCCCCGGAAACGCAGACCAAGCGCAAGAAGAAUUUUUGCAAAUGGGAAUUGCUGCCUUGCGCCAGGGCCGCUAUGUACUCCGGUUGAAGCAAGGAGAUCCAUAUCUGUAUGGCCGCGGAGGUGAGGAGUUCGAGUUCUUCCGGGGUGAGGGCUAUAUCCCCCUGGUCCUACCUGGAAUCACUAGCGCGCUGAGCGCGCCCUUAUUUGCCGAUAUUCCCGCUACCCACCGUGGGGUGUCGGACCAGGUCCUGGUGUGCACCGGUACUGGUAGGAAAGGCGCAGCUCCUGAGCCUCCUACUUAUGUGCCCACACAAACAGUGGUCUUCCUGAUGGCCCUGCAUCGACUUUCAGCGCUUGUGGAGUCCCUGACCACUUUACCAGCGGAGGAAGAUGGCUCGCGGUCCCGGACACUCUGGCCCAAGGAUACUCCUUGCGCUAUCGUUGAACGAGCCUCAUGCACGGAUCAGCGCGUGAUUCGUUCGACGCUGGAACAUGUCUGCUCGGCGUUCGAAGCCGAAGGAUCUCGGCCCCCUGGAUUGCUGAUUGUGGGAGCCAGCUGCCAUAUCCUGCACGGGCCCAGCAAAGAGAAAUGGGUAGUGGAGGAGGGGUUCCGGGGAUUUGAUGAUCUGCACACUGUACUCGAUGAGUCUUUGAUAAAUGCCGACGUGGUCAAGAGUUCUUGA